AGGCGGGCGCUGCGCGGGAGGGUCGCCGCCGCGGAUCGCAGGCCGGUGCGCGCGGCCGAGCGGGCGGCGGCGACGGCGACGGCGGCGGCGGCGGCGGUGGUGGUGAGGAGGGCUCGGCGGCUGGCAGGCUCGGGGCUCCCGGGCCGGCGGGGUCCGCCGGGUCCAAUUGCGUCCGCUUGGUGGCGGGAGGAGGGAGCGGUGCAGACAAAGAGCGGCAUCUGGGCGGGCGCAGCGCGGCCGCCGCCCCGGGACUCGGUGCUGCUGCCCUCCGGCCUCGGCGUGCACUGUGCAGCGAGAUCCCCCAGGUUCCUCUCCUAUAGUGUCAUCCCAGCUGGCUUAAGAGCGUGGAGGAUCACUGUAGCUCUGUCACCUUCAAGGUGUCCUCAGACAGCAGAAAACCUCAUCUUUCUGAAGAGUGCUACAAUUUUUCCAGUCACCUCUUGUAACUGUGUGCCAAAGAAGGACUCCAUGAAAGAUGACAGAAGAAGUCAUUGUCAUAGCCAAGUGGGACUACACUGCCCAGCAGGACCAGGAGCUCGACAUCAGGAAGAACGAGCGGUUGUGGCUGCUGGACGACUCCAAGACGUGGUGGCGGGUGAGGAAUGCAGCCAACAGGACAGGCUAUGUGCCUUCCAACUACGUGGAGCGUAAGAACAGCCUAAAGAAGGGCUCCCUGGUGAAGAAUCUCAAGGACACACUAGGCCUCGGAAAGACGCGCAGGAAGCCAAGUGCACGAGAUGCGUCCCCAACGCCAAGCACUGAUGCAGAGUACCCAGCCAAUGGCAGCGGUGCUGAUCGCAUCUAUGACCUCAACAUCCCAGCCUUUGUCAAGUUCGCCUACGUAGCAGAACGAGAGGAUGAGCUGUCCCUGGUGAAGGGCUCCCGUGUCACAGUUAUGGAGAAAUGCAGUGAUGGCUGGUGGCGUGGCAGCUUCAACGGGCAGAUCGGCUGGUUCCCCUCCAACUAUGUGCUGGAGGAAGCCGACGAAGCUGCAGCUGAGGCCCCCAGCUUCCUGAGCCUACGUCGAGGCACUGCGCUGAGUAAUGGGCAAGGUGCACGGGUGCUGCACGUGGUGCAGACUCUGUACCCCUUCAGCUCGGUCACGGAGGAGGAGCUUAGCUUCGAGAAAGGGGAGACCAUGGAGGUGAUUGAGAAGCCUGAGAAUGACCCUGAAUGGUGGAAAUGCAAAAAUGCCCGAGGCCAAGUGGGCCUGGUUCCCAAAAACUAUGUGGUUGUUCUCAGUGAUGGGCCUGCACUGCACCCCACGCACACUCCCCAGAUCAGCUACACCGGGCCUUCAGCCAGCGGGCGAUUUGCUGGUCGGGAGUGGUACUAUGGCAACGUGACACGCCACCAGGCUGAGUGUGCGCUCAAUGAACGGGGCGUCGAGGGCGACUUCCUCAUUAGGGACAGCGAGUCCUCGCCCAGUGACUUCUCCGUGUCUCUCAAAGCAUCAGGGAGAAACAAGCACUUCAAGGUGCAGCUGGUGGACAGCGUCUACUGUAUUGGGCAGCGGCGGUUCCACAGCAUGGACGAGCUUGUGGAGCACUACAAGAAGGCCCCCAUCUUCACCAGCGAGCACGGGGAGAAGCUCUACCUCGUCCGAGCCCUGCAGUGAAAGCAGCCAUUGGCCCCCCUCAUGCCCUGCCCACUGUGGGCCUCGCUGCCACCUCCGCCUCCCAGAGCCCAGCACUUCUGGCCACCUCCACCCAUGUGGCCUGGAUCACCUGUGUGGCCCAGUCUGUCCUUCUUUUCAGCCCUGUUGGUCAACCAUAGCUACUUAGGCCCUCACAGCCAUGCCCAUGGCCACCACCUUCUGGUGAUGAGGGUCAAAAGGGAGCAAAGCUACUCACUUUUUUCCUUUUCAGUUGGAAACAGUCUGUUUGAAUCCUUACACACACACACACACACACAGAGAGAGAGAGAGAGAGGAGAGAGAGGAGAGAGACUGACUGACUAAAAGACCGGAGCUUAUUCGGAGGGUAGUGAGGCUAUAUGUAGUGAAUAUGUGACCUUGGCACACACUCCGAGAGCUGUGUCCAUGGGUGUUUGGUGCCUCUCAUCAGCUAUGCUGGUCCAGGCCAGCAGCCUGUGUCCUGGGCCUGCUUUUCUUUUCUAUUUCUUUUUUCUUUUCUUUUUUUUUUUUUUUUGGCUCCAGGCUCUGCAGGAGUCCAAAAAAUGUGCGGAUAGCAAUACUGGAAACCCUGGGGAGAUGGUGGUGAGGAAACUGCCCAGUGCCUUUGAGGCUGUACUUGCAAUAAAAGAGGGUUUUGGUGAGAGUUGGUCUGCAAAAGCAGGAGGUGGCAACGCAGGAAGAUACUGUGGUGACGUACCCCAGGUGUGCCAUCCACAUCGUGCUUUUGCUCUUUGGCUUGUUCGAAUUUCACAAUUAUGUAUUUAAUUCUCAAAGUAAUACGUAUCUGUAGCUGUUUGUUGACACUAAUAACAGAUGAUUAAGGAAAACAGCUGAUCUCUUGGGAAGGGGAGCUACCAAUACUUUAUACAUACACUAUAUAUAUAUAUAUAUAUAUAAUAUGUGUAUAUUAUAUAUAUAUUAUUUGCUUUACAGGGAAAUUUUUCAGGGUUUACAAAAGAAUAUGUGAUUAGUAGAAACAGAAUGUUUAUGAAGAAAUUGCAUUUUCAUUUUUCUUUACAUUUGAACUUCUUUAUAGUUUGACUAUAGAGUCUUGAGAUGGCACAUUCCUACAAUUGAAGAAGGGGUCUUGGGAUCCCCUAAACUUGCAUACCCAGUUUUUUGAAUAUUGUAAUAAAAAAAAAAGUAUUAUGACAA
Messenger RNA from Mastomys coucha (southern multimammate mouse), 2791 nucleotides. RefSeq names its product NCK adaptor protein 2 (gene Nck2). Gene Ontology annotation, biological process: negative regulation of PERK-mediated unfolded protein response; positive regulation of endoplasmic reticulum stress-induced intrinsic apoptotic signaling pathway; positive regulation of translation in response to endoplasmic reticulum stress. The record is from RefSeq and is a predicted model, not a curated record. The transcript is spliced from 5 exons. Gene Ontology annotation, molecular function: protein binding. Lineage: Eukaryota; Metazoa; Chordata; Mammalia; Rodentia; Muridae. Bases 476 to 1618 code for a protein of 380 amino acids.